Molecule: messenger RNA, 1761 nt
Organism: Tarenaya hassleriana
Lineage: Eukaryota; Viridiplantae; Streptophyta; Magnoliopsida; Brassicales; Cleomaceae
Product: protein NEN3
Exons: 7
Coding region: 68-1570 (500 amino acids)
Molecular function (GO): nucleic acid binding; 3'-5' exonuclease activity
Source: RefSeq, a predicted model, not a curated record
AGUGCAAGAGAAGCCGCCGAGGUCUACUUAACGUUGGCCUCCGACGACAAAAGCUCAUGUCACAACAAUGGCGUCGAUUCUGAUUGCGUCGGAGGAGAGAUCGGAGAUUGCAUUCUUCGACCUCGAGACGGUGGUUCCCACCAGAACCGGCGAACCAUUCGCGAUUAUCGAGUUCGGAGCGAUCCUUGUUUGCCCUAAGAAGCUCGAGGAGCUCAACAGCUACUCCUCCCUGGUCCGACCCUCCGAUCUCUCUCUCAUCUCCCCUCUUUCCACUCGCCGAAGCGGCAUCACCCGUGAUGCUGUCGUCGCCGCUCCGACAUUCGCUGAGAUCGCCGAUGAUGUCUUCGACAUUCUCAACGGGAGAAUUUGGGCGGGACACAAUAUAGUGAGGUUUGAUUGUGUCAGAAUAAGAGAAGCAUUUGCAGAAAUCGGCCGAUCGCCACCCGAGCCGAAGGCUACAAUCGAUUCUCUGCCGCUGCUGUCUCGGAAGUUCGGGAAGAGAGCCGGAGACAUGAAGAUGGCGUCUCUGGCUGCGUAUUUCGGGCUGGGAGAUCAGGCACACAGGAGCCUAGACGAUGUCCGGAUGAAUCUCGAGAUCCUCAAGUACUGUGCUACCGUCUUGUUUCUGGAAUCCAGCGUCCCGGACGUACUAACCGCUAUGAGUUGGUUCUCCCCGAGGACUAGCCCGAGGAGGCGAAGUAACGAGAAGCCGUCGCCUAAUGGCAUCAAAGCAGCAGUCGAUUCUUCCUUCUCGAGCGCAAAACUCGAUCUGAAUUCGUCUUCUACGGAUUCUGAAGAAGGAGAAAACAAUCCCAUGACUUCUCUUCUGGAACAUAGCUCGGACGUAGAUUCAUCGAAAUCAGCUUUUUCAAAGUCAUGUGACGCAGAUCCAUCCGACAUAAGCACCCUGUUUAACAAGUUAUGCCUCGAAACCCUUCGGGAUGAUGUUUCACCCGAAGCGAACACUGAGCCACAGCAUAGCAAUGCCGAGGACAAAGCAUUUCUGGGUAUGGACGAAGUAUCUAUACAUAGUAUCAAGGCGAGACUCGUGCUGUCUUAUUUUCGUAACCAGAAAAUCAAGCUUUUCCACGACGAUGAUGCUUUGCAACUCCAUUGUCGUGGCUUGAAAGUUCGGUUUGGUAUGAGCCAGAAGUUUGUCGAUAAUGCUGGUCGGCCCAAGUUGAACUUCGUAGUUGACGCACCUCCUAGUUUAUGCAAGAUCUUGGACGCAUCUGACGCUGCUGCACGUAAUUUAUCGGUUGAUUCGGGAAGAAGCUCAGAGUGGAGGCCCGUUAUUAACAAGAAAAACGGCUUCGCAACCGCAAGAUUGCACAUUACCACAGAAGGUAAUGGACAUGAUGCCCAGCUUGGAACCCUACUAUACCUGGAAAAACCUACCAAACCAGCCGAAAAGCUAGUUUUCGGCGUCACCGAUUUCGAGAAGCUCGAGUCGUUGCUUCUUCCUGGGACCAUGGUUGAUGCGUUUUUCUCUGUAGAUUCAUAUGAUUUUCAGCAAAUGGCGGGCAUACGGCUAGCAGCCAAGAAGUUGGUAAUCCACUCGAAGGAAUGAUCCGAUCAGAAAAAGAUCGUCCUUUGAGGUCAUUCUCCGAGUCAUUGUGUCGUCGCUCCAGUCUCGUAAAUGCUUCUUGCAUGAUGCAAACCCUAGUCACUCUUUGUGUCCAAAACUGUAACUUGUAGCAACUUGUAAGAGAUCAUUAGCUGUUACAGAUAGUUUUUGAAAUGAUAUCGUUGUCUCAGUCA